Molecule: messenger RNA, 6232 nt
Organism: Linum trigynum
Lineage: Eukaryota; Viridiplantae; Streptophyta; Magnoliopsida; Malpighiales; Linaceae
Source: the annotation of a GenBank genome assembly
UGCAAUACAAAAACAAAUAGUCUUCAAUGCUCACUUCACACUUCACAACCAAAAACACACCUAAUAGUAAUAAUAUUGUUCCAGCACUAAUAAGAUAAUGACCAAUCGGUGACCUUUUUAUUGACGGUUAUUUUUCUUUGUAAUGAUACAAUCAUGUUGCAAACUAACAAGUGUAUCAUAUGAUCGAUCAUUUAACAAAAGAGCUCGACAGUUUUCUCAAAAUCACCAUGACUUACUAAAUCAUCGUAGCAAAGUGUGUUUCCUCCCAAUUCCCAUCCAACGGCGCAGAGGUCUCCUUCCUUUUAUUCUCUCUAUUAUUAUCAAUUUCUUUAAACGGGGUUUUCACUAAAAUGGAAUUUUAAUCUGUUUAUUUAAAAAUAUAAUAAUAAUAAUGUUAGUUGAGUAAUUAACUAAGGAAAAAAAAAAAAUAGGCGACCGUGUCCAAGAAUCUCCUCCUACCUCUGCUCUGUUUUUUUGGUUGUCUCAUGAGUAAUCUCCUUCUUCUUCCUCCUUCCUCCUAAUUAGUUCCUUUCUUAAUUACAAAACAAAAUUUUCCCUUAAUACUUAUCGAUCACACAGUUCCCUGCAUUGUUCCCCUACACACUGCGUCGUCUUCCACCCGUCUCUUUCUCUCCCUUUCCCCCUUUGUAAGUCUCGCUCAAUCCCUCUCUACGUGAUUUGGUGUCGUGUGGUUUUCUCACACCUAAAUCUUGUGGAUUAGUUAACUGUCGGUAUAAAAAUUAUUCUGUUUCAGGAAUAUUUAUUGUUAUUGAAUUUGAUUCUUUUUGUCGCCAUUGAGGGGUUCCGGUUGAAGAGGAAGGGAUUAGUGAUGGAUUGAUUGACAGUUCUUUUUCUUUCCUUUCUGGGUUCAGUUUGGUGCGGCGAUUCUGGGCGUAAGCAAAGAAGGUAUUUGUUAUUUUGUUUCCAAGUUUCGUUUUUGAUGUGCUCGUGUGAUACUGUGGUAAAAUGGGUUUUGUUUGGUUGCUGAGAAAGGGCAGGAAAAUGUGGUGUCUCAUGAGGGAGUUUUUCUUCUCUUUUGAUAUUUUUGUUGGUUACCCUCUGCAAAGAGUGAAUUUGAUUCUGAAUUCUGUGCUCAUUGUCCGACUUUUGCUGCCUUGUCACUGAGUGACUGUUGUUCAACUUCCAACUUCAAUAAAUUCUGCCAGCUUGAAUUUGUGAUUUUAAGUUCCUGAUACUUCAGAGAUGUAUUGUCAUGAUUCUUGGGUUCUUGUUUUUUUUUCUCUUCUUUUCCACUCGUAAAUGAAUCUCCUUGCAUUGAUUAAAUUUCAUAAACCAAGGUGUUUUUGUAUUGAGAAUCUUGGUUUCUGUCGUCCUGUUCUAAGCUUUGGGUGGUGUUGCUGUUCUCAGCCAUUAACUAUAGGUACCCAAAACCUUUGAUUGCUGGAGAUGGCCAGUGGGAGCAACAUAGAUAUGCUGCCAAUCCUGGAUGAUCGUCUACAAGACUCCAAUGUGAGUUUGGAGCAACGAUUGCAGAGUGAACUAAACCUCAUGCUUCGGGCUCAGCGGAAUAAUCAACGCAUGGUUGAUCGAGAGAGGGAUCUUAAUAUGUAUAGGAGCGGGAGUGCACCACCGACAGUUGAGGGAUCGUUACGUGCUGUGGGGAGUCUUUUUCAGAACUCCAAUAUAAAUGGCAUUAAUAAUAAUGGUUUUGGCAAUAGUAGCAGCGCUAGUAAUAAUGCGCUGAUGACAGAAGAUGAAAUCAGGUUGCACCCAGCAUAUCUUUCAUAUUAUUAUUCUAAUGAUAACAUAAAUCCUAGACUACCACCUCCCUUGUUAUCGAAAGAGGAUUGGCGUGCUGCACAACGGUUUCAGGCUGCUGGGUCUUCCUUUGGAGGCAUUGGAGACCUGAGGAAGAACAAUCUGGUUGGUGAUGGGGAUAGUUCAUCUUUGUUCUCUAUGCAGCCAGGACUUUCUGCACAGAAUGCUGAGAAGGAAUUAAUGGAACUAAGAAAUGCUAAUAGAACCAAUUUCAGCAGACAAACUGCUGGUGUAUGGCCAGACAACAACUCAGAUGGUCUAACUGGAUUGCAGGGCUCUGGGAUUGGGACAAGGAGGAAAAGCUUUGCUGACAUUCUGCAGGAAGGACUCGAUCAGUCUCCUUCCAUGUCAGGCCAUUUGUCACGACCUGCAAGUCAUAGUGCUUUUGGUGAUCUUGUCAAUACAACUGUGUUAUCUGAUCCCAUUGCAGCUGGGUUGACAAAUGGAAUGGAGUCAAUAGACCGUAGGAAAGCAGGAACACCUCCUCCUGGAUUUGGCGGGCUUCAAAGCCCUGGUACUAGUGUUUCUCCUUCUUUUGCAUCUGCCGUGGGUGCAUCAUUAUCAAGAAGCACAACCCCUGAACAGAGGUUGUUGGGUGGGAGACCCCCUACUCCCGGUCUUCCUCCUGCUGGAAACAGAGUUAGCCCUGUUGAGAAGAAUAUUUCUGCUGUUGGUUCAAGUCUACCGAAUGGCCAUUCGACUGGCUUGAGUGAUUUAGGUGAAAUUACAGCUGCACUAUCUGGUUUAGGGCUCUCACAUUCUAGACAUACAGAUCAAGAUAGUGUUUUACAAGGCCGGACUCAACUUGAUAGGCAAGCUGGAGAUAUGUCCAAUGGUCAAAAUCGAAGUUUACAGCAUUCUGAGAAUUUCCCAUUAUCUUCUGAUUAUAUUAAUAUGGCUAGUAAAAUAGGAGUCCUCUCGAAUUUCGAUGGUUCUUUUGUUAACUCGAAUGGAGAAGUUCGCAUUCCUAAAAGAACUUCUUCCUCUGCAAAUCUUCACUCGACCGUAAGUUCCUCAGGCCUUGGAAGCUUGGAAGGUGCAGAUUUUCGAUAUCAAAAUAUGAAUAUUCCAAGUUCAGCGCUAGAUGGUAGUACAAUUGCACAAAGUUUGAAUAGACUGGGGAGUCAAGCAGGGUCUGAUCUUCAUUCUCCCUCUACGGAUCUUCAUUAUGCUCAGUACAUGCGUAGAUCACCGGAUUAUUCAAACCAUACAUCAGCUGGUUCAAGUGGUCCUCAGUUUAGAAAUUAUUUAGGCAAGUCACAUGGAGACCUUAAUGAUAUUCAGAGAGCAUACCUUGAGCUGAUGCUUGCUCAACAGCAGCAAGAAUAUGAUCUGCCACUUUCUCGAAAUCUUCAUAAUGAGCGAGUUGCACACUUUGCUUCCAUGAUGAGAAGCUCAAUGGGAGGUUCUAUUGGCUCAUGGCAUUCUGAUAUUGGUGGGAAUGGUGAAAGAAGAUAUGGCUCAUCUUUACUUGACGAGUUUAAGAGCAACAAGACCAGGUCCUUUGAACUCUUAGAUAUUGUGGGUCACGUUGUUGAAUUCAGUACGGAUCAGUAUGGCAGUCGGUUUAUUCAGCAGAAACUAGAAACUGCUACAAGUGAAGAGAAGGACAAGAUAUUUCCUGAGAUCAUCCCUCAUGCUCGUACCUUAAUGACGGAUGUCUUCGGGAAUUAUGUUAUUCAGAAAUUCUUUGAGCAUGGAACUGAAGGCCAAAGGAUGGAGUUGGCUAGCCAGCUCACUGGUCAUGUCUUACCUCUCAGCCUCCAGAUGUAUGGAUGCAGGGUAAUCCAGAAGGCUUUGGAAGUGGUUGACAUGGGUCGGCAGACUGAAAUGGUGGCCGAGCUUGAUGGUUCAGUCAUGAAAUGUGUUCGUGAUCAGAAUGGUAAUCAUGUUAUCCAGAAGUGUAUAGAAUGUGUCGCUGAAGACAAAAUUCAGUUUAUCAUCUCCUCGUUUUAUGGACAAGUUGUGGCGCUUUCAACUCAUCCUUACGGCUGUCGUGUGAUUCAGCGGGUACUAGAGCACUGUAAGGACGAGAAUACACAGCAAGUUAUUAUGGACGAAGUCAUGCAAUCAGUAUGCACCUUAGCACAAGAUCAAUAUGGAAAUUAUGUUAUUCAGCACGUCCUUGAACAUGGUAAACCACACGAAAGAUCAGCCAUCAUCAACAAGCUUGCAGGACAAAUUGUGAAAAUGAGUCAACAGAAAUUUGCUUCCAACGUAGUAGAAAAGUGCUUAACUUUUGGUGGUCCUGAGGAGCGCCAAAUUUUGGUGAAUGAGAUGCUUGGUUCAACCGAUGAAAACGAGCCUUUGCAGGCCAUGAUGAAAGACCCAUUUGGGAACUACGUGGUCCAAAAGGUACUGGAGACGUGUGAUGAUCAGAGCCUUGAGUUAAUCCUUUCUCGAAUCAAGGUCCAUUUGAACGCCUUGAAGAGGUACACAUAUGGCAAACACAUUGUUUCCCGUGUUGAGAAGCUCAUCACAACUGGAGAGAGGCGCAUAGGAUUGUCAGCAUCGGUCUCCACAUAACAACUAGCUGAGGGAAUCUAGAGAAGGCAAAAAAAAUAACAAUAAUUCUUCACCACCCAGCACCAACACUGCUUAAAUAAGAACGGAGAACUGGAAGGCACAGCACAUCUGUACAGUACAGCAGCUAACAUGGGAAGUGAUCGAUUUUUCUCGAUAUCGCAUAUAUCAUCAUCAUCGUCGUCAUAUAUAUAGCAUCAUUAUGUUGGUAACUUUUCUUCUGCAUAGAAGACAUUUGUAAAUAAGAGAGAUGUCAGUUUUAGCAGGGGCUCGGCAGAAUAAGAAUCGAGGAUGGCUUUCCAUUGGAAAUAAUCUUUACAGUGUAUAUUCUUGAGCUCCUGAAGCAGAGAAUGUUGAAUUUAUGAUAUGAGACAGAGCUUGAGAAAUGAGAGAGAGAUGCAGGGACUUCUCAUAAAAGUAUAUAGUGAGUGAGUCAUCCCCCAGUUCUGUUUACAAAUAAUGUAAAGAUGAAGGCCUGAGUCUUUUUUGAGUGUAAAGAAGGGAGUAAAGGAGGUAGGGAAGGAAUGGUUCACAAACAAUGGAGUUCUUUUGGGCUGCUGGAGUGGGAAGAGAUGUUCAUUCUAUUUAUGAUAGUUUGAGGUAGCAUUUGUUUCAAGGUUUGGGUUAUUUUAUGUUGUUCCCCCUUCAUUGCAUCAUUUAAGGUUAUGCUGCCUUAUAUUUCACUUUAUCAUGCUCCUACCACCACUAGCCAUAUCAAGCCAACAUACGUGUGGUCCAAGUAAGACGGGUCACUCAGGGUAAAAGUUAAAACUGGUCCACUCAAGUUUACUUGAACGUUUCUUAGACUUGCACAAGUUACCUCGGCCUAGCUCUAGUUGCGCCUUAGGUUUGGGAGGGUCGUAAACACGGUUCAAGAUAGGGUGCAUAAUCUCCAUCAAUACCUAAAUCUGGACCUUUCAUUUAGAAAAUCCAGAUCUAAGAUAGAGAAUUAAAUGUCAUUUUUAUUGUCCUUAUCUUUUUUAAUAGGCUCAUAUCUUCUUCGUUUUAACUCGGAUUUUUUUUUUUUGCACAAAUGAAACGAGUUCAUUGUGCUCUAUAAAAUGAGAUCCAUUUUCAAUAUUUUUUUAGGAAAAAAAAAAUUCUUGCCUCUCGGUACCAACUGCAUACCAUAUGAUAUAUUCUUCGUUUUUAAUUCGUUUUUGAAAAACGUUUGCACAGAAGGAACGAGUUCAUCAUGAUCUAUUGGAUCUACAAAAUUCUGGGUGAACAAAUUACAGGACCAAAAAAUAUCACACAAUACCACCAUGGUACGAGGUGAUAUCUUGUGAUACACAUUGUUAAAAGUCGUAAAUGACGGUUAAUAUACUUCUACUAUCAUGUUUUCAACUAUCCUACAGUCUUGGUUUGUUCAUUCCACCAUGAUACGCUUUUCAAACCAUAGGUAUGCUCUUAUUUCAAUACCAGUCAAUACCAUAUGGUAUAGACUGGUAAAAAAUGGGUCAAAUUUUUUUGUUCGCAAAAUAUAUCAAAGUGGUUAUCAUUUUGAAGAACACAAUUAAUCUGAUCUAACUGUGUAAAAAAAAAAUUAAAUUUCGACUUAAAACGAGUGAGAAAUCGUCUGUCAAAGAUUAAGGAGGGAAAAAUUAAAGGUUUUCCAGGAGAGAAAGGGAUGCUGAUGUCAUGUUGAUGAGGACAGGUUACUCAUGAUUACUCACCAUAAGGUUACUGCCAAUAAACACCCCUCUUCAUUGCUAGUUAAUUAGGGCUGGCUAUUUGGUCCGCACUGUUUGGUUUUACCCGAAACCGGACCGUAUAACCCGGACCGGGACCGGACUGGGCCGGAUAGCAAACAAUCCAAUAUCAUAUUCGGGUUUAGAUUUGAGGUAAAAAAUCCGGAUAAAGACCGGAUAAGAGACCCCAACACUCAAAUCCCCACAAGCUCAAUCUAAAAUCAAGAUCAAAUUGGGAC